GCAACCUCACUACUUUUUACACGAUAUGAGGCAUUAGACAUGCAUUGAGGAGGAGACUUCCGGGAUUUGUUUUCAGAACUUUUUUCGUAUUUGUUGGGUUUUCUCUGGGAUUUAAGAAGGAUAUUCAGUCACAAUGGGGAAGGAGAAUGACUUGCUUGAAGCUGCAAGAACUGGCAAUGUUGUCACGAUCGGAAAAUUAUUAUCAGGAGGACGUGGCAGGAGUGUUAUUACUGCAGCGCUAAGUUUCCGGAGAGCUCUAGGUCCCAACUGUCAGGAUUCGUCUGGCUACACUCCUCUUCACCAUGCCGUACUUAAUGGCCACAGGGAUGCGGUCCAAAUGCUGCUCAAGUUUGAUGCUUCACCGACAGUGCCUGACAACAGAGGGAGCAAUCCCCUUCAUCUUGCGGCGUGGACCGGUAACGUCGAGAUUGUUCAAACUCUUCUCACUGUCGGUGUCAGUAAGGACCAAGUCAAUGAACAGAAUAAUUAUUGGGACACACCUCUUCAUUUUGCUGCCCAGUAUGGUCACACUGAUGUGGUUUCUAUUUUGUUAGAGAAUGGGGCUGAUCCUACAUUAUGCAAUCGUAAGGAAGAGGGUCCCUUAGAUCUAGCUGCCCAGUAUGGCCGCCAGGACACCGUCCAGUUACUGGUCAGACUCAGGCCGGACCUUCUUGCCAAGAUUCCCGACUCCCGGUCAUUGCUUCACCUUGCAGCUAAGAAUGGUCAUCAUCGGAUCGUCAAGCUUUUACUGGACGCUGGUUGUGACAUAAAUAAAACGACUAAAACAGGUACUGCCCUUCAUGAAGCAGCGGUGUUUGGGAAGAUCGAUGUCGUCAGGGUACUCCUAGAGGCCAGACCGUCAAUCGACGUCGAGAUUGAGGAUGGGCACAGUGAAACGGCGCUACAGAAGAUCGAAUCACAUUCGUCUAAAGUCUCUCAAGAAAUCUCAAAGAUGAUUAUGGCUCACAUACGAGGGGAGCCCUUACCAAAGCCAAUAGAAUCUUCCCCAUCAACACCCAUGACAGACAGCUCGGACUCUGAUCCUAACAGCCCCCUUGCCUACAGCUACGUAACAAACUCCGCAUCAAAUCCAUCCAUCCGUCCCAACCCUGGCCUCGUCGCGCCCGGCUUCGAGGUCAUCGACCACGCCAACAUCUACGACAACGUCCCCGAGGAUCGGUCGGCGCUGUACGCCCGUCACUACCAGACGCACGCGGAGCUUCGGAGCUCGUCGCCGGAGGGCGUCCUGAGGCGAGGCGCGUCCAAACUGCAGCGGUCAUCUCCGCGCCGGUCAUCACCUCCAGACCAGGAUCUGUACAUGAACGUGACUCAGAUCAAUCAGCAGCUAUCAAAGCUGAUGCCGCCAAAGAAACCUCAAAGGAACUCUAUCGGGAUCUUGUUGGAUCAGAACUCGAAUGGUAACAGCCCCCAGAUGGAGAGAAAACAGGAUCAGGAGAGAUCGGCCAGUCCCAUGCAUUUAGAUGUGAGGGGGCCUCAUUCAAGACAGUCUAACACCUUAUCAAGUCAAGAUUCGGACUGCCCUCCGCCGCUUCCCGACAGGAACUACUACGACCUUGAUCAAGCGGGGGAAUACACGCAGCUCAGACGGGAUGCCGUGCCCCCAAAGCAACAACAACAACAGACGCAACACCAUCCACACCCACCACAACAGCCACCACCGAAGCAACAACUCAUGAAGGAUCAAGAUUACAGUACUGUCACCCCUCUCCAAGAUUAUGACAUCAUGAACGAAGGAGUAAGUAACACCUCAACUGAAGAAACCAGUGAUGACACUCAUGGGAGUCUCUAUGAGACGCUCUCCAACGCUCAGAGCGGGGUAGCCACGCCCGAGGUACCCUAUCCGCCAUACGAGAUGGGCUCGAAGCCACCCCACCCCCAGGUCCAACUUCACAUACAUGAGCCAGAUGAUAAUAAUGAUCUGGAUAGCACCGGUGAUGGUGGCGGUCAGCUUGAUGACGAAGAAGAUCUUGAUGCUUAUGAGUUCUUGUCCAAUGCAGUGACCGGUCAUGGUCAGCCGAAACCCAAACCAAGGAUAACCCCAACCAGUUCUUCCUCAUCUUCUGUGCCUUCUACCGAUAGUGCCUCCGUCUCACACAGCAAGCCUAAGCCGCUCCCCCGACGGAACAAACCGGUCCCUGCCAGACGUUCCCCCGGGUCGAUGAGCUCGCAGCCCAGCACGCCCUCUGAGGAACUGACCUCGUCGUCUGACCAUUGGGGUGGUGCCUCGUCUGACCGUCCAACCACCCCUGACCAACCCCCACCCUCACCAAACACCGCUAUGAUGGGUAUAAGAGCUAAACUUGGAGCAUCUGAGACGGGAUACUCUGAUUAUGACAACCCAGUAGAACUUACACCUUGUGCCUUCACCAAUGGUAAACAGAAACCCCACAACGACAUAUUCUUCCCCGCUGAUGCUCCCAGAAUCCAAACACAAGCGUCAUCUGUGGUUCAAGAAUCAAGUGAUACAUCCAACAGCGCAAAACCCUUAUCUGGAGGGCAGCUCCGCAAGCUGGAACUUGAUUUGGCCAAUCGCUCACGGAAGUUUCAUGAGUUCGAGGCUGCUGCGGAUCAACUGCAGACGCGGUUGGAGAAGUGGCAGGCUCAUGUUGAAGAGUCGCACCUGAACAGGGUGAACGAGCAAGGAAACCAGAGCUUGGAGCAUGGGGAUAUCUACGAGAAUGUGUAUCAUCGUAGCGACAAUACCCGCUUCAGCUAUGAUGAGCCAAAGAGACUCUAUGACAACCCGACGGUACUGAAUGGAAAUCAUCAGCGAGUGACUCGACAAAACAGUAGUCCAGGCAGCCCAUCUCAGACGAGGCGAUCGACCUCGCCGAGGAAACCUAAGCGAGCCGUCACAUCGCAAUUUAGCUUGGAUGUGUCCCCAGCAGGGUACGACAAUCCAUCAACAUUCUUCCAAAGUUCUGAAACCUCACAAGAAACACAUCAGGAAGCAAACAAUGAGGACGAUUGCGCUUCACCAACUGGCUACGAUAAUCCCCCCGAUUUGACCAGGGAACUAUCGAUUUAUGAGAAUGCUCCACUGAGGAAUAGCGAAAGCAAUGUAAGAGAGGAAGAUUGUGAACCGCCUAUUGUACCAGAAGUGAUACGUCCGGACGAGCACUUUACUUUGGAUAAUAAGUUCUUGGAAGCCAACAGUGAGUCGGAUAUUCUUCAACCAGAUGCUACACACCCGUUUGCAGGAUCUAUAAGAAGUCCAUUCUCAGGUUUAAUAUAUGGUUCGAACCGUGGUAGCCGUACCUUCUCCUUGUCACAACAAGAUCGAUUCUCACGCCUCUACCCGGGCAUUGAGCGCUCUGGCGCCCUCGCUGGCAGGAUGUCGGUGAUGAACGGGACGUUGAGCGAUGGGCUCGGGAAGGCAAAGGGGGACGAGUCCGUCGUAGGAAGUCUAGAUGACUCAUCAGAAUGGGAUCAGAUCGAGAGUAUAAUGAACUCUUUUGGGGCAGGCUUAGUACGGGAGUCUGUCUAUGUGCGAGAAUACCAACAAGACUUUGAAAAGAUGUUUGAAGGUCCAGGAAGGCCCCAGAGUAUUGGUGCAUGGUUGGACAGUUUGAAUCUCGGCCAGUAUGAAAACAUGCUCAUUGCAAACGGAUUUGAUCAUCUUGAUUUUAUUGGUGGGAGUAUUAUUGAAGAGCAAGAUUUGAUGGAUAUAGGUAUUGUAGAAGAGAUUCAUCGGAAAAUAAUCCUGGAAGCUACAAGAUGUUUACCCAUCAUGAAACCAAUAGGUCCUGGUCCGGAGUUCACACCCAAGCCUGCGUCCGUCUCUGAUUGGCUGCGGAGUCUACUACUCAGUGAUUACAUAACAAACUUUCUUGAAAAUAACAUCACUACGAUGGAUAGAGCAUUAGAGCUAUGGGAGUUUGAACUAGAAAAUGUCCUUGAAGUACCUAUGCUAGGCCACAGAAAGAGGAUCCUUGCAUCGCUUGGUGACCGACGACGGAGUCGACACAGCAGCACCAUCGACAUCGAGAUCAGCCGACCUCACUCCCUGGAUCUCACCUGCAGCGAAGACUUGGUAAGACCACCCAAACACAAAUUCCCCUCUUCCUGUGAAAACCUUCUGUCGUCUUGUGAGCCAGUCCCGACACUGUCACCUCCACCGCUUCCACCACCACCACUGCCACCACCGCCACCACCCCGUCACACCUCCGCUGUUAAGCCCUCCUCCUCCAACCGAGAGAGUAUCAAAUCCAAAGCUAAAUCCCUCGCGAGAAAGGUCUUAACCAGCCCCACCAGCUCCAGAUCCAGUGAGAAGGGGAUCCGACCUCGGAAGCCGACGGAUCGCGGUAGCUCCAAGUCAAGAGACGUCCCUGUCGUACCAAGGGUGGCUGCUCCGGUAAAGGAGUUACAGAUAGAAUCUUUCGUCGGACCCGAAGAGAGAGAGGAAAUCAAACGUCACACGAGUCAGUCAUCGUCGUUGGAUAUCGAUCUCUUUAAAGACUAUUCCAAGGAGGUAGCAUCUCCGACAAGAAACUCCACUUCCUCGACGAUACCUGAAGAGGGAGCCCUUCACCCCUCCGAGGAGGAGGAAUUCAGAACUCUGAUAGAGACCACGGAACAGUAUGCGCGCCAGAACGGCGAUUGUGCGAGCUUUAAAAGGACUAAUGAGAGAGGGAUGGUUGAAAGUAAAAAGAAAGAGGGAGGUGAGGAAGAGGAGAAGGGGAACGGAGUCCCUCCAGAGAAGAAGCAGGGUGACACCCCCGGAUCACAAUGGAUGCACCCUCCUGAUGCGCUCAUAAAGGGAUGCUGCAAUUAUACAUCAUCUUAUCUAGGGUCAUCUAUCAUCAAGGAGCUUCACGGAACCGAAUCAACGCGAGAAGCGUGCACGCGGCUGAGACGAUCAGCACAGCACCUCCAGAAGAUGCCCGCGAUCACGCUCUCCAUCAACUACGGCGGCGUCAAGUUCAUCGACUCCAAAUCGAAGAUGGUGAUUACGGAACACGAGAUCUGUAACAUCUCCUGCGUCGCCCAAGACUCUCAUGAUCUUAAAACCUUUGCAUACAUCACUAAGGAUAUCCAAUAUGAGAAGCUAUAUUGCCAUGUCUUUACAGUCAAGACUGUGGACUUAGCCACGGAGAUCAUCAUGACGCUAGGUCAGGCAUUUGAAAUUGCUUACAAGAUGCUCUUAAAGACAACAAAGGGGGCAGCAGACAUGACCCAACCGCAGCAGCCAAUCAGAGUCAAGGAGAUUCAGGCGGCAGCAGACGACGGCGAUUCCGACACCCCCAGUUAUGAAGAUACAAAAUUAUAGCGGCAGCCCCCUGGAAGGGGAAUAGACUGUUCUCUUUACUAGCAAUGCUUUCAACAGAGAUAUAAACAAUUUCCUGUAUAUAUAUAUAAUAUAUAAAACCCUAUAUGUGAAUUCUGAACACUAUGGACAACCAAUAUGAAUUUAAACUCUGGUCUAUAAAGUUGUGGUUUAACUAUGGAUAGCCAAUUGUGACACUGAACAGUACCCGGUGGGUGUUUCAUAAAACUCUUCGUAAGAUACGAAUGACUUUACGCACAACUGGUGAUCCUUCACUUGUGCUACAUGUACGUGAUAUCCCUGUGUAAUUGAGUAAUGACCUGAGAACAUGUUCUAGUCUAGCGUAAAGUCGUUCGAAACUUUACGAACAGCUUUAUGAAACACCCACUGGGGGCCAUUUCAUGAAGCUGUUCGUAAAGAGUGACUAAUGAUCCUUUCUUGUGGUGAAUGAUGUUAACUAUUAAAUGUUCAUUGGUGAACAUUUAGCGCAUGAGAAAGGUUCACAAGUCGUUCUUAAAGUCACUCUUAAUUUACGAACAGCUUUAUAAAACACCCGCCAAGUUUGAUACUGUAUGUCAGCUCAUAUGUCACUCAGAACUUUCAUCUCUCUCUCUCUGAGGAUAAAAACUGAAUUAGUUUUCCUCGUCGAUAUAGCAUGACGAAUGAGCAUAAUGAAAAUAACAGACUUAAAAUGUUAACAAGUUUUGAACAUGUUCAGUUCAAGCCCGAGUCCCACACUCAAGCAAAAAUCCUUUUAUAGUUGAAUGGAAAUUUGUAGAUAUUUGCGAUCAGUCGCAACUCAACUCUAUCGCAUUGCCCCAUCAUGCUUAAUUUGGGGGCUUAGGCAUGUAAUCAAAUAUUAGUCUCUUGUAACACAUGAGUCUUUAUUAAAUCUAAAAUAUACAUACUUUAUACAUACCUACGUAAUUGUAUACAUGCAUCAAUGUCUUACGUACAGGGUCUCUUUGUUGAGGAAUUCAGUAUGUUUCAUAAAGCUCAUAAAUAAUCAAAAUGCGAUGUUCAUGUACAUGUAUUUGGCCUUUGCUACUUAAAAUUCUACUUAAUUUUUUUUAUUUACGAGUUUCUAGAACCACUCGUGAGGCAUACUGCUUGGACAACAGGUUAGAGAGUCUGCUAACCACUUACAUGUAGUAAUGCUAUCAUGCCUUCUUACGUGUAUAUGAAUUCACAUUUCUCUUGCUUUUAUGAAGUUGUAAAAUAUUCCUUGCUUUGUUGUGUCAUCUGUAUAUUCUAUCAGCUUUCGCAAAGGUGGGAUUUUUGUUUGAUGACCACAAGAUUGUGAAAACGAACAGGAAAAAAUUGUGAGGAAGUUAUACCAGUGGGACCAGCUAACGGACAGUGAAAGAUUUUCUUCACCCUUAGCCUUAGACACUUUC
Molecule: messenger RNA, 6684 nt
Organism: Lytechinus variegatus (green sea urchin)
Lineage: Eukaryota; Metazoa; Echinodermata; Echinoidea; Temnopleuroida; Toxopneustidae
Product: ankyrin repeat and sterile alpha motif domain-containing protein 1B-like
Exons: 22
Coding region: 134-5290 (1718 amino acids)
Cellular component (GO): cytosol
Molecular function (GO): protein binding
Source: RefSeq, a predicted model, not a curated record